Molecule: messenger RNA, 634 nt
Organism: Emiliania huxleyi CCMP1516
Lineage: Eukaryota; Haptophyta; Isochrysidales; Noelaerhabdaceae
Exons: 2
Coding region: 10-549 (179 amino acids)
Source: RefSeq, a predicted model, not a curated record
GCCGGCGGGAUGAACAUGUACGGGCGAGCCAUCGGCAUUUACGCGACGCUCAAGGCGGCCGGCGUCGCGUACGCGGAGGCCGGGCCGAACGCCCGGCCAGAGCUCAGCUCCUUUGCUCCGCCCGCCGUCGACUUGGGCGAUGGCGUAGUCGUGGGCCAGGCGCCGGCUUGUCUGACUGCGCUGGGCGAAAAGUUCAACUUAGGCGGCGCGACCUUUGCGGAGAAGGCGAGAGUGCAGCAGGCAAUGCUCGACUUUAAUGACAUCUUCGGCGAGCACGCCAAGUUUGUGGACGACAAGGAACGCAAGGACAAGUGGUUCUCAUACCUCGACAAGAAGAUUGCCGCUGGCGGCACGGGCUGGGCCGCCGGCACCGCGUCCCCGACGAUUGCCGACUUCCACGGCGUGUUUGCUUUCGAGUGGGUGGUCAAGAAGCAGAUCGACUUUUCGGAGUACAAGAGCCUGACGGCCUGGUGGGACAAGAUCAAGGCCUUCCCCGCCGUGAAUGAGCUCUAUGCCUCGUGCGUCGACGGGCGGACGAUGAUUCCCUGAUCGCACGCGUCCGCACGCUAGCAAAUGCCUUUCGUUUGCAUUGGUCGCGGUUCCAGGUUUCGGGCUCCUUGCCGUCGCUAGCUCU